Molecule: messenger RNA, 1340 nt
Organism: Trichoderma harzianum CBS 226.95
Lineage: Eukaryota; Fungi; Ascomycota; Sordariomycetes; Hypocreales; Hypocreaceae
Exons: 1
Coding region: 111-1187 (358 amino acids)
Source: RefSeq, a predicted model, not a curated record
GUUCUUUGCUUGGCAUUGAGUGAAUACCCUUCACAAUUCAUGAACACUGAAUUAGAAUAACACUGUCCUUUAAGCUUACUAUAGCAUUUUAUUGUCUAUCACUAUAUAAAAUGUCUCACAAUAAUCAACUCUCUAUCAAUAACCGAAAUCAACGAGCUUCCACUAGCGUAGCUGCACCUCAGCAAGGAGGCCAUCAUGACAGGCCUCUAUCACUUUAUCCAAGGCUGCAUCUCUUAAAGAUGCCACUAGAGGUUCGCCUCAAGAUCUUUAAUGAGCUGUGGGAAGAGCGAGAUUUCGAUCUGCUCUUGUUCAUCAAAGAUUACGAAGAGAGACAUAAUGACGAGAAUCCUUUUACUCUUGCUCUCAUGCACUUCAUUCACUUCAACAAGAGUCCCAAGGUUCACUGGCCCAAUAAGAAGAUUCCGUGGGACAAAUACGCAGCGUGCCUCGGCAGAAUCGAGCAGCUCUGGUCUUACCAGCGACUGCACGGAGGCAUUCGUAGCAAUAAGCCUUAUUUCAGCGUUUUCAACCUGAUGAUGUCCUGCAAACAGAUGUGGGAAGAGGGAAGCCUUGCCUACUGGCGUCAGAGACGAUUACAGGUGGUCAUUACCAGAGAAUUUGGGGAGAUCCCACGCGGAGACGAGGAGGAAUUUUUGAUGUCCGAUUGCACAAGCAGCAUACUUCUUGGUGGCAGUAUUGGAGAGAGUGUCAGAGUCUUGACCUUGAGAUUCGAUGAUAAAGUCUUGAAUUGCAGGGUUAAACAUUGCUACAAUGUACCCGGGGUGAUUGUCUGCGACCGACACGCUGACGGCAGCUUCACACCAAAGCUCCGAUGGGCUCAAGACACCAUAAUGAAGGCCCUUAAACUCUUUACCAACAUCACUUGCCUAGAGCUUCUUAUCGAAAACAACCGCAUCUACGAGCUCUAUAACAAUAUGGGCACGUUUGACGAGAUAUUAGAGUAUGUGAAGAAGGAAAGGCCGCUGAUCAAAGUCAUCCGAUUCAAGGGUGGCCAAUGCACAGAUCUUGUGAAGCAAUGGAAUCUUGAGCUCGAUGCCUCUGUUUCCGGAACAGCCUGGUCCAUGAGCCCUUGCGUCCCUACUUGUAAUGAAAAGGUAUACAAGGAUCACGUUGACAAGUUCGAUGUCACUCCACGAGAGGUUGACCAGCGUCCAAAUUUUGCCUGAAUUUGUCUGGGCCUCAUCUAUUUGGGUACAAAAGAUCUAUAGGAUAUAGAAUACUUCACGUCAGCGUGGCAUGAUAAAUUAGAGACUAGUUAGAGUAUAUUCAACUCCAGCUCAGGCGGGACUUCUUUGAAUGAUUUAGUAGUUAAGCGCCAU